Molecule: messenger RNA, 1174 nt
Organism: Diospyros lotus (date-plum)
Lineage: Eukaryota; Viridiplantae; Streptophyta; Magnoliopsida; Ericales; Ebenaceae
Product: dof zinc finger protein DOF3.5-like
Exons: 1
Coding region: 65-910 (281 amino acids)
Biological process (GO): regulation of DNA-templated transcription
Molecular function (GO): DNA binding; DNA-binding transcription factor activity
Source: RefSeq, a predicted model, not a curated record
GCCCCCUUCACACUCUCUAAUCCAUCUCUCCACAGCUCUCACCUCGUUUUCUGCAAGGUUUUCUAUGAUCAAUAGGAUGUAUGAUCCGACGAUGCAGUGCUCUCAGCCGCCACUGAAGGUGGAAAGAAGGUGGCCCAAAUCCAACGUCGAGCUCGCACCCAAUUGCCCCAGAUGCGCCUCUUCCAACACCAAGUUCUGUUACUACAACAACUACAGCUUCUCACAGCCCAGGUACUUCUGCAAAGCCUGCCGGCGGUACUGGACCAAGGGUGGCUCUCUCCGGAACAUCCCCGUCGGCGGCGGCUGCCGGAAGAGCCGCCGCGCCAAGACAGCCCGGCCGCCUCAGGACCAACUGGGCUCCACGAUUACGGCUGCUUCCGCUCAGAUGUCGCCGUGUAGGUCGGCCGGGUCAGAUAUUGACCUGGCUGACGUUUUCGCCAAGUUCUUGAAUCAGAGUUCGAGUGACAGCAGUACUGAUCCUCUCAUGAUUGGUUCGGGUUCUUCGGAUCGGGAUUCACAACUAGAAGAUCCCGAUGGGGAACAACUAGAAGAUCCCGAUGGGGAAACCCUAAUGCCGUCGAGGGUUAGCCAAGAAGCUAACCAGUUGGUGGCUGGGAUUUCUGACCAUCAGAUUGAUCAACAUGAACAGCAGAUUCGUGAAGAAAUAUUUGUGGGUGAGGAUCCAAGGUUUUUGGGGAUGGAGGCAGUAUUUAAUGAAGUUCAAUUAGGGCAAGAUCUUGUAUUGUCCGAUCCUGGAAAUUGGCCAAAUUUUGUAUGGCAGCCAAUGGUGCAACUGCAGGAUCAUCAGUUUGGACAGUUUUCGUCGGAGGAUCAAUGGAAGAUUAAUAAUUCUGCAAACAUAUGCAAUGAUAGUUGGAGCUGGUUCGAUCAGUCGGCCUAUGAAAUCUGAAGCCUGAUUCCAAGGGUUCUUGAAUUUCUUCUCAAUCUUUUUAUCUUCCAUUUCUUUUUUGGAUCUUCUUCUUGGGAUUAACUGUUACAUUUCCCUGAAAGGGAUUUAUGAUAUUGAUAUAUAAAAUGCAUGUACGAGAGAAAAAUAAUAAAAAAACUAAUUGGUAGUGAAAAGCCAAAUGCGAACUAUAUAUAUAUGUGUGUGUGUGUGUGUGGGUGGGUGUGUGUAUUAGCUGCAUAAAUGGCUUUAUUAAAUUUAAUAAUA